AGCCCCUCUAAACGGUGCUGCUGGUCUGGUGGUGGUGGCAUGCGGCGCAGAGAUAGCAGCAGCACUCUCUGUCAUCCCCACGUGCCCAAUCCCUUCUUUCCGCUUGCUCCUCCCCCCCCCCUCUCUAUCCCACCACUCUCCCUCCUCUUCCAGAGCCCCUCUAAACGGUGCUGCUGGUCUGGUGUGGGUGGCAUGCGGCGCAGAGAUAGCGGCAGCACUCUCUGUCAUCCCCACGUGCCAUUUCCCCUUCUUUCCGCUUGCUCCCUCCCCCCCCCCUUCCCCUCUCUAUCCCACCCUCUCCCUCCUCUUCCAGAGCCCUCUAAACGGGGCUGCUGGUCUGAGCCCCUCUAACGGUGCUGCUGGUCUGGUGUGGGUGGCAUGCGGCGCAGAGAUAGCAGCAGCACUCUCUGUCAUCCCCACAGCCCCUCUAAACGGUGCUGCUGGUCUGGUGUGGGUGGCAUGCGGCGAAGAGAUUGCAGCAGCACUCUCUGUCAUCCCCACGUGCCCAAUCCCUUCUUUCCGCUUGCUCCUCCCCCCCCCCCUCUCUAUCCCACCCCUCUCCCUCCUCUUCCAGAGCCCCUCUAAACGGUGCUGCUGGUCUGGUGUGGGUGGCAUGCGGCGCAGAGAUUGCAGCAGCACUCUCUGUCAUCCCCACGUACCCAAUCCCUUCUUUCCGCUGGCUCCUCCCCCCCCCUCUCUAUCCCACCCCUCUCCCUCCUCUUCCAGAGCCCCUCUAAACGGUGCUGCUGGUCUGCUGUGGGUGGCAUGCGGCGCAGAGAUAGCAGCAGCACUCUCUGUCAAACCCACGUGCCCAAUCCCUUCUUUCCGCUUGCUCCUCCCCCCCCCCUCUCUAUCCCACCACUCUCCCUCCUCUUCCAGAGCCCCUCUAAACGGUGCUGCUGGUCUGGUGUGGGUGGCAUGCGGCGCAGAGAUAGCGGCAGCACUCUCUGUCAUCCCCACAGCCCCUCUAAACGGUGCUGCUGGUCUGGUGUGGGUGGCAUGCGGCGAAGAGAUUGCAGCAGCACUCUCUGUCAUCCCCACAGCCCCUCUAAACGGUGCUGCUGGUCUGGUGUGGGUGGCAUGCGGCGCAGAGAUAGCAGCAGCACUCUCUGUCAUCCCCACAGCCCCUCUAAAUGGUGCUGCUGGUCUGCUGUGGGUGGCAUGCGGCGCAGAGAUAGCAGCAGCACUCUCUGUCAUCCCCACGUGCCCAAUCCUUUCUUUCCGCUUGCUCCUCCCCCCCCCUCUCUCUAUCCCACCCCUCUCCCUCCUCUUCCAGAGCCCCUCUAAACGAGCCCCUCUAAACGGUGCUGCUGGUCUGGCGUGGGUGGCAUGCGGCGCAGAGAUAGCAGCAGCCCUCUCUGUCAUCCCCACGUGCCCAAUCCCUUGUUUCCGCUUGCUCCUCCCCCCCCCCUCUCUAUCCCACCCCUCUCCCUCCUCUUCCAGAGCCCCUAAACGGUGCUUCUGGUCGCGUGUGUGGCAUGCGGCGCAGCGUGUAGCGGGCGGGCUGCAGCGGGGGUUGUGA
Molecule: messenger RNA, 1522 nt
Organism: Closterium sp. NIES-65
Lineage: Eukaryota; Viridiplantae; Streptophyta; Zygnematophyceae; Desmidiales; Closteriaceae
Source: the annotation of a GenBank genome assembly